Messenger RNA from Caenorhabditis remanei, 801 nucleotides. RefSeq lists its product as uncharacterized. Lineage: Eukaryota; Metazoa; Nematoda; Chromadorea; Rhabditida; Rhabditidae. The transcript has 4 exons. The record is from RefSeq and is a predicted model, not a curated record. The coding region runs from base 1 to 801 and encodes 266 amino acids.
AUGUGUAUUUGGAGAAAUUCUUCUUACGAAUCAGAGGACUUUGCACCGUCAAUUCUUCACAAAUUAGCUAUCAUUGAGCUACCCGUCCACACUCUAGCUGCUUAUAUAGUUCUGUUCAAAACGCCUUCAAGAAUGAGCUCGGUGAAAGGAAUGAUGCUGUUGAUGCAUUUUUGCGGAGCUUACCUGGAUUUGUUUAUCAGCGCUCUAUCAACUCAAUACUUUCUUCUUCCCGCAGCUGCUGGUCAUUCACAAGGACUAUACACUUACUUCGGAAUACCUGUGAAAUGGCAGGCAUAUCUGUACAUCAGUGGACUUUGUCUUGCUGGAACCUCAGUUCUCAGCUUUUUUGAAAAUCGUUUCACUGCCGUUGUUAGAGGGAAACGCUCAAGCUUGAUACAUGAAAAGAGACGACUAUGGUAUAUUGUUGGCAAUUAUAUUUUCGCAUUUGUAUGUAUUCUACCAAUCACUUUCACACCACCGGAACAAAGUAUCGGGAAGGCUUAUGUCAGAGAGAUUUUUACUCCAGUGGCUUUAAUUAUAGGACCGAUCUGUUAUAUUGUAUUUGCUUUUGUAGCAUCUCAUUUUGAUCAAUCACUCAAUAACAUAUUUCUGAAUAUUAUCGCUAUUCACGGAUUGAUGUCAGGUAUCGUCAUGUUAUCUGUUCACACGCCGUACCGAGAAGCAAUACUUAAAAUAAUUUGCUGUGGACACACUCCAAAAGAAUCGAAUAAGAAUUCAGUGCAUACCGACGGAACAAUUGUUGUUCUGAGUGGACAUAGAAGAUCAAUACUUAUUAGUUAA